Ambispora gerdemannii is the source of this 494-nucleotide messenger RNA. NCBI's taxonomy places the organism in Eukaryota, Fungi, Glomeromycota, Glomeromycetes, Archaeosporales, Ambisporaceae. The record is from the annotation of a GenBank genome assembly.
AUGCUGACGAUGCUAUUGAACCAUCUAGAUUUAUUCAUUAUGGGCAUACUGCGAAUUACAAUAAAAUUUAUUUUUUGGGAGGAGUCAAUCGCUACAAUAGUACUUCGGCUGCUUUUUUUACACUUGAAAUAUCAAACUCGCUGAAUAUAACAGCUCCAAAAUCUGAACAGCAAAUACUCAAUCAUACUCUUUCCAAUGAAGCUUUGAUGGCACCACGACUUGAUGGUCUACCAGAACUUGAUAUUCCACAAGCAAGUAUUAUGAAUGCUAUAAUCGAUUCAUCUGGAAGCAUUUAUGUUUUCGGCAUAUUUACUCGGCUACAACCUCAAUUACAACCAUUCAUUCAACCUCAAUCACAGCCAUCCAUUCAAUCUCGAUCACAACCAUUCAUUCAACCUCAAUCACGACCAUCAAUUCAACCUCAAACUCAAUCAUCCUUUCUGCCAUCAUCCACCACAAACAUCCAUUCAAUCACAAACAUUCACUCACCCUGA